AUGAAAACUAAUAUAAACAGCAUAUUUACCACAGGGUUUGAAGCUGAAUCGUUAUCCUAUGAUUACAGUGCCAGCAUUGAAUGUUUAGCACAUCCAGAAAAGCCUCUAUAUAAUGGAGGAAUCAUUCAAAAUCCACAACUCAAUGAUGGAUUACAAGGUUGGACAACGUUUGGGGAAGCAAAGAUUGAACAUCGAGAAUCAUUAGGCAACAAAUUUUUGGUAGCGCAUAGCAGAAAACAACCGUAUGAUAGUGUCUCCCAGAAGAUUUAUCUAAGAAAGGGAUUACACUAUACUUUAUCUGCUUGGAUUCGAACGACGGAGGAAAAUGUUGCGGUAACAGCAUUGGUGAAAACAAGUAAAGCAUAUAAGUUUGGUGGUGCAAUUUAUGCUCAUUCUAAUUGUUGGUCUAUGCUUAAGGGUGGUCUUAUAGCAGAUGCAACAGAAGAAGCUCACCUCUAUUUUGAGAGCAAUAAGACUUCAGUCGAAAUUUGGAUAGACAAUAUUUCCUUGCAACCAUUCACGAAAAAGCAAUGGAUGUCUCACCAACGUCAAAGUAUUGAAAAGGCUCGCAAGAGGAAAGUGGAAAUCGAAGUGGUUGAUGAACAAGGAAACCCUUUAUCAAAUGCAAGUAUAUCUGUUACAUUGAAUAGAGGAGGUUUUCCAUUUGGAUGUUCAAUGAACAAAAACAUCCUCAACAAUAAAGGAUACCAAGAUUGGUUUGCAUCUAGGUUUACCGUUACCACAUUUGAAAACGAAAUGAAGUGGUACACAAAUGAAUAUGAACAAGGUAAGGAAAACUACAACGAUGUCGAUGGAAUGGUACAAUUUGCAAAAAAUCACAACAUUGAUGUCCGAGGCCACAAUAUAAUUUGGGACGAUCCUAAAUACCAACCGAAAUUUGUAUAUUCACUCCCACAAAACCAGCUUUACCCUGCAGUUAGUAAGAGGGUAAAUUCCAUUGUUCAAAGAUACAAGGGUCAAGUUAUUGGUUGGGAUGUUGUUAACGAAAAUAUGCAUUUCUCAUACUUUGAAAAUAAACUUGGGAAUGAUUUCACACCCAAGAUAUUUAGUCAGGUUCACGACAUCGAUCCACCAACCACAUUGUUCUUGAAUGAAUACAAUACUAUUGAGGAUAGUAGAGAUGGUGCAUCAAGUCCACCGAAAUAUCUCCAGAAGAUAAAAGAGAUUCAAGGCUAUAACAAGAAUAUACCUCUUGGAAUCGGACUCGAGGCUCAUUUCCCUAACGGUUCGCCUAAUUUGCCUUACAUGAGAGCUUCCAUUGAUGCUCUUGCUGCCACUGGUUUACCAAUAUGGAUAACUGAAAUAGAUGUUGAAAGCCAAAAUAAUCAGGUAGGGUACUUUGAGCAAGUUCUUAGAGAGGCACACUCUCAUCCAAUGGUUAAGGGUAUUGUAACAUGGACAGGUUGGAAUCCACAAGGUUGUUAUAAAAUGUGUUUGGUUGAUAACAAUUUUAAUAAUUUGCCUGCUGGUGAUGUGGUGGAUAAACUACUUAGAGAAUGGGGGAAUACAAAACUAACAACGAGAACUGACCAAAAUGGAUUCUUCGAAACCUCUCUAUUUCAUGGUAACUAUGAGUUGGAAAUAACUCACCCUACUAAAAAGAAUUACACUUUGACUCAUAAAGUACAUGUGCAUUCAAAAGAUGAGUCCAAGAAAACAAGACAACUUAUAAAACUUUCUAUUUAG
Messenger RNA from Vicia faba (fava bean), 1707 nucleotides. The record is from the annotation of a GenBank genome assembly. Lineage: Eukaryota; Viridiplantae; Streptophyta; Magnoliopsida; Fabales; Fabaceae.